GUGCGUGCGCAGUGGCCCGGAUGUAACGCCUUUCUUUGACGGACGAGGCCGGCGCUGAUCCCGAGGGGAGCGAGCGGAGGGCAGCGGGAACGCAAGUAAAUGGCGACGGCGGGGGAGCGGCGCAAACCCGUGGCUGGAGACUGGGCUGCGCAGGUUCUUCACCGAAGUGCCUUCCCAACCCAUGACCUCAACAUCCAGAAGGACGAAGGCUUCACCAAAAGCCAUGUUGGGUUUCAGAGGUGAGAUGGAAGUUACUGCAUUUGAGAUCUAAGCGGAACUUGAUUGAAUGUGCCUUCAAAGAGACCCAGUAAAGUUUAAACGUCUGAAACACGAGUCAUGACAACUGAAUCAUCCAUUCCUGGCAAAACCAAGACUCAUGUUCCUGCUCAUCAAAACUAUUUCUGGCUCCGCUCUUUCAUAGCAGGAGGUGUUGCAGGAUGCUGUGCAAAGACAACAAUCGCCCCAUUGGACAGGGUGAAGAUUUUACUACAGGCGCACAAUCCUCACUAUAAUCACCUUGGAGUUUUCUCUACUCUCUGUGCUGUACCAAAGAAAGAAGGCUUUCUUGGAUUGUACAAAGGUAAUGGAGCAAUGAUGGUCAGGAUCUUUCCAUACGGUGCCAUUCAAUUCACAGCCUUCGACAGAUACAGAAAGAUUUUGAUCAGCAAGCUAGGUAUUGCUGGGCAUGUUCACCGAUUAAUGGCUGGAUCCAUGGCAGGGAUUACUGCUGUAAUAUGCACUUAUCCACUGGACAUGAUUCGAGCACGUCUGGCAUUCCAGGUCAAAGGGGAGCACAAAUACACUGGAAUCAUUGAUGCUUUCAGAGUUAUUUAUAAACAGGAAGGAGGAUUUCGAGGGUUUUAUAGAGGCCUAACUCCUACUAUCAUUGGCAUGGCUCCUUAUGCAGGAAUUUCCUUCUUCACAUUUGGCACGUUGAAGAGCAUUGGACUCAGCCAUGCCCCUGAGUUGCUAGGAAGACCUUCUUCUGAUAAUCCCAAUGUAUUGGUAUUAAAAUCCCACGUGAAUUUGGUGUGUGGUGGAACAGCAGGAGCGAUUGCUCAAACAGUAUCGUAUCCACUGGAUGUGGCUCGACGGAGAAUGCAGUUAGGCUCCAUUUUGACUGAGGCUGAAAAAUAUGUAACAAUGUGCAAGACCCUGAGAUAUGUCUACAAUGAACAUGGUAUACGGAAGGGCCUGUACCGGGGGCUUUCUCUCAAUUAUAUUCGCUGUAUCCCAUCUCAGGCCGUGGCAUUUACUACCUAUGAACUAAUGAGGCAAAUUCUUCAUCUGAACUAAGGAUGUUGCAAGACUGGUGACUUCAUCAUCAUAACCCUGUAUGUCACUGAUGAAAUUACUUCCCUGUGAUGACUGUUCUAAUCAUAUGUGGAAACUAAAAUACGAUAUAUUUAAUUAAGUGAUUGUGAUUAGGGCUGGUAAUCAUCAGUGUGCUUUGACCAAAAUUUUACUUUGGCAGUUUUCCAAAUUUAUGCCAUUGAUUCUUUUAUCUCAAUCCAAGAGAGAAGAUAGACCUUGAAUAAACUAUUAUCUGAUGGAUGUCA
Molecule: messenger RNA, 1559 nt
Organism: Mobula hypostoma (lesser devil ray)
Lineage: Eukaryota; Metazoa; Chordata; Chondrichthyes; Myliobatiformes; Myliobatidae
Gene: slc25a16
Product: solute carrier family 25 member 16
Exons: 11
Coding region: 337-1296 (319 amino acids)
Biological process (GO): mitochondrial coenzyme A transmembrane transport
Cellular component (GO): mitochondrial inner membrane
Molecular function (GO): coenzyme A transmembrane transporter activity
Source: RefSeq, a predicted model, not a curated record